CCCCCCUUUCUCCUCCCCCUUCGGCCCUGACGCGAGGAGGCCCUCGGCUUCCCGGCCCUGCGGCUCGGGGGGCGCUCGGAGCGGUGUCCGCGGAGCCCCGGGCAGGGCAGCCGCCUCCCGCCGCCGGGCUCUGGGCAGAGCGGGGCUACCGAGGCUUCCAGUUGACACCGGGAGCCUAGAAAAUGAAGCUAAAGGAAAUUGAGCGAACAGCUGUUCAGGCAUGGAGUCCAGCAAACAACCACCCCAUUUAUCUAGCAACAGGAACAUCUGCCCAACAACUGGAUGCGUCCUUCAGUACAAAUGCCACCUUGGAAAUAUUUGAGGCUGACUUCAGGGAUCCCUCCCUAGACAUGAAGCAGAAAGGAACACUUCCUGCCUCAAACAGGUUCCAUAAGCUGAUCUGGGGUAACUUUGGAAAUGAGUCCCCAGAGUCCCAUGGAGUGAUCAUUGGUGGAGGGGAUAAUGGUGUUUUGACAAUGUACAGUGUGCAUCGCAUCUUGGCUUCAAAGAGUGAGCCUGUAAUUGGGCAGACAGAGAAGCAUUCUGGUCCUGUACGAGCUCUUGAUUUCAACCCUUUCCAGAGUAACCUCUUGGCUUCAGGAGCCAAUGAUUCUGAAAUUUUCAUCUGGGACUUGAAUAACUUCAGUGUGCCUAUGACUCCAGGGUCUAAAUCACAGCCUCAUGAAGACGUCAGUGUGGUGUCCUGGAAUCGGCAGGUACAGCAUAUCCUGUCCUCUGCUCACCCCAGCGGCAAGGCUGUGGUUUGGGACCUCAGGAAAAAUGAGCCUAUCAUCAAAGUCAGUGACCACAGCAACAGAAUGCAUUGCUCAGGAAUGGCCUGGCAUCCAGAAGUUGCAACCCAGCUAGUCCUUUCUUCUGAGGAUGACCGCUUGCCAGUGAUCCAAAUAUGGGACUUACGUUUUGCUACCUCUCCUUUGAGCCAGCUGGAAGGGCACACGAGGGGAGUUCUCUCUGUCUCUUGGUGCCAGGCUGAUCCUGAACUGCUGUUGAGUAGUGCCAAAGACAACCGGAUUUUGUGCUGGAACCCAAGUAUGGGGGAGGUGGUUUACGAAUUACCCAUUCGGAGCCAGUGGUGCUUUGAUGUCCAGUGGUGUCCCAGGAAUCCUUCAGUCUUCUCUGCUGCCACUUUUGAUGGGUGGAUCAACAUUUAUUCUGUUAUGGGUGGGAACCUAGAAGCUCAGCAGAAGACACAGGCUGACAAGAUCUCUUCCUCCUUCAACAAUCUGGAUCCCUUUGGCACAGGACAGAUCCUUCCUCCUCUGCAGGUGCCAGAGCAAAUAGCUCAGACUACCUUGAUUCCACCAUUAAAAAAGCCACCCAAGUGGAUUCGCAGACCUGUGGGGGUUUCAUUUGCAUUUGGAGGAAAACUGAUUACCUUCGGUCUUACCAAGGCUCCUGGACAGCUAACGCAGCAGUCCCAUCCACACCAGGUAUUCAUCAGUCAAGUCACUACUGAAACUGAAUUCCUGCUCCGAUCCAGGGAACUGCAGAUGGCCUUACAGUCAGGGAACCUCCUUGAUUACUGCCAGGGCAAGAUCCAGACAGCCAAGUCACCAUUUGAUGAGAACCUUUGGAACUUCUUGAAGGUGAAUCUGGAGCAGGAGCCCAGGACUAAACUCCUCAGGCUGCUGGGCUACAGUAAAGAGAAUCUACAAGAAAAGAUCACCUCAUGUUUGAGCAACGGAAUCACAGAUAAACAGCCCGUUCCUGAGGCAGAUGAGACAAACACUGCACAGCCAGAUGAGCUUUUGGUAAAUUCCAGUGAUGAUGUAGCUGCUUCCUCCUCUUCAGCCUUUUUUGACAACCUCAUCCCACAGAAUAUGAGCACAUUGGAGAUUCCUGUCACAGAAGAUACGGAUGGACUCAUCAGCCAAGCACUUUUGUUGGGAAAUUUUGAGGGUGCCGUGGACCUGUGCAUGCGAGCAGAGCGCUUUGCUGAUGCCAUCAUCUUAGCUAUAGCUGGUGGGGAGAACCUCCUAAAAGAGACCCAGAAGCACUACUUUGCCAAGCAGAAGACAAAACUUUCCCUGCUCCUUUCCUCCAUUGUGCAGCAGAACUGGCAAGAUAUUGUUUGUACGUGUGAUCUACAGAGCUGGAGGGAGACACUUGCCAUCUUGUUAACAUAUUCAAAGCAUGAGGACUAUACCCAGCUCUGUGACAUGCUGGGUGCCCGCCUGGAGUCAGAUGGAGAUGCAGCCCUGUCCGGCAACGCCUGCCUCUGCUAUAUCUCAUCAGGCAAUGUGGAGAGGUUGGUGGAAUGCUGGGUAAAAAACCAUGAGACUUCAUCACCCCUUGCACUGCAGGAUCUCAUAGAGAAAGUGAUGGUGCUGAGCAGGUCCAUUGAGAUGCUCCGAGGCACAGCAGGACCAGUGCCAGGCCCUGUCUGGGCAGAACAAAUCACCCAAUAUGCCAGUCUCCUGGCAUCACAAGGAUGCUUGGCAGCCGCAAUGAAUUACCUACCCAGCAGCUCUAAAGAGCUUCUGAUUGAACAGCUCCGAGACCGUCUUUUCCAUGCUCAAGGAGAGAAUGUGGGUGAUCAGCAGCCGCCUCCUUUUCCCUACACCCGUGUCAACGUAGGCGUCAUUAAACAUACGUCUCCAGCAGUCAAAGGUGGUUCUACCCCUGAAGGAGCAGCCCACAAAACAGGUCCCAGGCAUCCAGAGAAGUUACAGCCCAGCUAUCAGUCAUUUGCCUCUUCAGCACCUUCUCAGCCUUCAGUGCCUUCCCUCUUCACACCUCAGCCAGUGCCAGCAAUGUCUAUGACACCUCACCACAUUGCCCCUCCCCAGGCUGGCACAAGUACACAAACAGUCUAUUCCAGAGGCCCUCCGUACCCACAGCACAACUUAGGCUUGGUUCCAGCAACCGCUUCAGGGCCAGUUGUGCCACAGUCUCAGCCAUUUGGACCAGCGGGAGUCAGACCUAUUGGUCCUCCUCCCUUCCCCAGCCAACCUUCUCUGCCAGGACAGUCCAUGCCCAUGACAUCUCCUGGUGUUCCACCACCUGGAUCUGUGCUCUUUAGUCCAGCCCCAGUCCCAUCAACGCAGCUUCCUGCAGCUUGUCCUCUCCCAGUGGAAAGCCAGCCUCCUGUAGGUUUCUCUUCAGCACCUUUCAACUGCCCCAUGAACAUGGGUUACCCUCAGGGAGGUCCUGGUGCUCCAUCUACAAAGCCGCUGCCAGCAGCCAGCAUUCCUCCUCCUCCUCCCACAGGUUUCUUCCCUUGGCUAGAUCCCCACGUGGAUCACGCAGCUCAGGAAUCUUGGACUGAUACCUCUGCUGUAAGAGGAGGCCUUCCAAAGAAAAAGUUGCCUGAGAAAUUUACUCCUCCACCCCCCAUCACAGCUCCAGUAAUGAGUGUGCCCACUGAGCCCCAAGGGAUCCAUCCUCAGCUGUCCAGGUUGCAAGAAUCUGGUCAGUCACCCCCAGGAGCACCCAAGGAAGGCAACCUGCAGUAUCACCAGCUACCAGUGGAGAGAGUUGAAAGGAAGGAGUUGCCUCCUGAGCAUCAAGCUCUGAAGGCCACGUUUGAAGGGCUGGUGCAACGCUGCUCUGCUGUCGCUACUGAUCCAAAAACCCGAAGGAAGCUGGAGGAUGCUUUGCAGCGGCUGGAGUGUUUGUAUGAGAAGCUGCGUGAACAGGUGCUCUCUCCAGCCAUCAUCAUGGGUCUCCAUGAAAUUGCCCGCUGCAUUGAGGCUAGGAACUACCAACAGGGCCUGCUGGUUCACACCCAAGUGGUGAGCAGCAGCAGUUUCAGCGAAGUGUCUGGUUUCAUGCCCAUCCUCAAAGUCCUUAUGACCAUUGCUGGCAAGCUGAAUGUGUAAAGUGUGGAGCAGCUGGAACAGUGCACACUGAAAGCUGGUGGACUCCCUCACCUGUUGAUGUGCUGCAGGUUGUGGACUGUCCUGACUCUGGAGAAAUAAGUCUGUGCCAGUGCCUGGAACUGUGCUGGGCCAUCACGCCUGGUCCCAUCUCUCCAGACAGCCCACUUCUGGAGACUGUUCUUUCUCUCUCUUAUUUCUUGCUAAUCUAAGGCCACUUCCCAGCUGAGAGAUCUCCAUUUCAGGCUGUCCAGGUUGCACAGAGAUCCUCCUUCUUCCCUGUAUCCCCAGCACUAAGGGGAAACUCCUUACCUCCCAGGAUGAUGUUGAUUUUGGUUUUUCUUAGGAGACAAGCAGCGCUGGCACCUGCAGUGCUACCAGAUGGGAGAGCCCCAGGCUCUAUUCCCUGCUGCAGUGUAAGCUGCCUGAGUGAUAGUUGGGCUCCAUUGGGACCUAAGCUGGGAUGUUGCUGCUCUGUUGGGCUUCAGUGAAGAUCUCUCCUCUGGUUCCUCCUUUCUCUUCAUUCUCACCCUUGACUCAUCUUCCCACCACUCUGCACCCAUAUGCUGCUUACAGCUUGGGCUAACUACCAGCCCACGCUGGGCUAGCUCUGGUUCUCUCUCUUCACCCAGUCCUCUCUUUUCACAUUAAAGUUUCCUGUUUACCCUCUAUUCCCCCUUCUUUUUAUCUCACACGCUACCACCACCCUGCCUCCCUACACCCACAUAAACUACAGCCUUGAGCUCUUUAUGUUGCAGGCCCAGGACUGAUUUCCCCCUCCUAAGUCCUGGGACUCUUCCAUUCAGGUAUGCUAGGUUGAACUGCUCUGUGCGCUCCCUCCCAGAGCUGGUUGCCCCCUCUGGCUUCUGGCCUUUUUCACUUCUUUUAUGUUAGCACAGUUGGCCUUUUGCCCACUAGUGUUGUCUAAAGGCUGCCUACAUUGGGAUUUUCAGACAAUCUAGGGACUUUAAGAGCAGCAGAGGCUGUUGAGGUUCCAUAAAGAAUCCCCUCGAGCUACUCUGACCAGCCUAGACUUGAGCAGGGGGAUAUAGCUUAUUGGUGCACCACACCUACAGUAAUGGACACAUGCAAAAGUGGUUCUCAAAGGCCCCUCGGCACUGUGGUGGUAGGAAUAUGCUGCAGGAGGUGAUGCUGUCAGGUCUUGGGGAUAUGACUGUGCUGAGGAUUUUCAUCACUGUGGCAUUUCCUCUAGGGUAAAAUAGAUCAAUGAAGCAUAUCAGUCCUGAGGAAAAAGUCUGGGAAGGCAGGUGGGAUUUUAGGGCAUAUCUGUCUCUGUGUGCGUCUUUACCUCUCUUCCUCCCUCCUUGCCCUCCUCUCUAUCACCUUCUUUAAUUCUAACCAGGCAGUGUAAUUGUUGAGCCCUAGAUUGGGAGCAAGGCUCCUCCCCAAUAUUUGGCUGCAGCCAGAUCCCACUUCCUCUGCUUGCUGCUAGAGUGAUAAUGCCAUCAUGGGCCUGUGGUUCACCGACUUGCAUGAAUCAAGCUGCUCUACCGUGAGACUUAGGAGGGAGGAGAAUCGGAGAAGGGAGGGAGAGGACAUGUCUCAUUCUCUCCUUUCCAGGUCAAAGUGCCUCCUUGUUGAUGCUGUGGUGUUUCUGUUGCUGCGGUUUGAUUCACUGAGAGGUUACAGGACAAUGAAAUAAAAGCUGUGUUUUGUGA
This is a messenger RNA of Cuculus canorus (common cuckoo), 5518 nucleotides long. It is a transcript of the gene SEC31B, whose product is annotated as SEC31 homolog B, COPII coat complex component. NCBI's taxonomy places the organism in Eukaryota, Metazoa, Chordata, Aves, Cuculiformes, Cuculidae. The transcript is spliced from 27 exons. Gene Ontology annotation, cellular component: endoplasmic reticulum exit site; COPII vesicle coat. The record is from RefSeq and is a predicted model, not a curated record. Gene Ontology annotation, biological process: COPII-coated vesicle cargo loading; intracellular protein transport; endoplasmic reticulum to Golgi vesicle-mediated transport. Gene Ontology annotation, molecular function: protein binding; structural molecule activity. Bases 183 to 3842 code for a protein of 1219 amino acids.